Nycticebus coucang (slow loris) is the source of this 5709-nucleotide messenger RNA. RefSeq names its product nucleoporin 210 like (gene NUP210L). The record is from RefSeq and is a predicted model, not a curated record. Gene Ontology annotation, cellular component: nuclear pore. Lineage: Eukaryota; Metazoa; Chordata; Mammalia; Primates; Lorisidae. The coding region runs from base 240 to 5456 and encodes 1738 amino acids. The transcript is spliced from 39 exons.
CCACUCAUCAUGAUGCAGUUACUGUUGAGCCUUUAUAUGAAAAUGGUACCUUGUGUUCCCAAAGAGCUGUACUCAUUGCUGAAUCUACCCAACCAAUACGCCUCAGCAGUAUUAUUCUUGCUCGAGAAAUAGUGACUGACCAUGAACUACGCUGUGAUGUUAAGGUUGAUGUGAUAGACAGCAUUGAAAUUGUAUCUCGAAGCCGGGAACUCUACGUAGAUGAUUCUCCACUGGAACUGAUGGUGAGGGCAUUGGAUGCUGAAGGAAAUACUUUUAGUAGUUUGGCAGGGAUGAUGUUUGAAUGGAGCAUUGCCCAGGAUAAGGAGUCAGCGAGAGAAGAACUAUCUAGCAAAAUCAGGAUUCUGAAAUACUCUGAAGCAGAAUAUUCUUCCCCAGUCUAUAUAGCUGAAAUGGAAAAAGAAGAGAAACAAGGAGAUACGAUUUUGGUGUCUGGGAUUAGAACUGGUGCUGCUGUUAUAAAAGUUAGAAUUCAUGAACCAUUCUAUAAGAAAGUGGCUGCAGCAUUGAUACGUCUACUUGUUUUGGAGAAUAUAUUUCUUAUACCAUCUCAUGAUAUUUAUCUCUUAGUAGGAACAUACAUUAAAUACCAAGUUGCAAAAAUGGUUCAAGGAAGAAUGACAGAAGUGAAAUUUCCCCUGGAACAUUAUACACUGGAAUUGCAAGAUCAUAGAGUUGCACUUAAUGGGAUGCCUUCUGGGAAAGUGGCUUUACUGGAUGAGAAAACAGCCAUUGUGACUGCCUUCCAACUGGGCCAAACUAAUCUUGUCUUUGUCCAUAAAAAUGUUCAUAUGCGAUCUGUAUCUGGACUCCCAAAUUGCACAAUAUAUGUUGUACAGCCUGGAUUUUUAGGCUUUACUGUUCAACCUGGAGACCGAUGGAGUCUAGAGGUGGGACAAGUGUAUGUCAUUACAGUGGAAAUAUUUGAUAAAAGCAGCACAAAGGUCUAUAUUUCGGAUAAUCUCAGGAUUACAUACGACUUUCUAAAAGAUUACUUUGAAGAGCAAAUAACUACUGUGAAUGGAUCUUACCAUGUAGUAAAAGCCCUAAGAGAUGGUGUUGUGGUGAUAAAUGCAUCCCUCACUUCCAUCACGUCCCAGAAUACAAAUAUUCAGCCUAUGAAAUGUCUAAUCAAACACCAGCAAGAAGUGAAGAUUUAUUUUCCCAUCAAGCUUACACCCAAUUUUCUGGCAUUUCCUCAUCAUCCUAUGGGAAUGGUAUAUCGUUAUAAAGUACAGGUAGAGGGUGGUAGUGGCAACUUCACCUGGACUUCUUCUAAUGAAACAGUGGUCAUGGUAACCACCAAAGGCGUGGUGACAGCAGGUCAGGUCAGGGGGAACAGCACUAUUUUGGCCCGAGAUGUACAAAAUCCCUUUCGAUAUGGAGAAAUUAAGAUAUAUGUCCUGAAACUGAAAAAAAUGGAACUGUUACCAUUUCAUGCUGACGUGGAGAUUGGACGGAUUAUAGAAAUCCCCAUUGCAAUGUAUCACAUAAAUAAGGAGACCAAAGAGGCCAUUGCAUUCACAGACUGUUCUCAUUUAUCUUUGGAUUUGAACAUGGAUAAACAAGGAGUCUUUACUGUUUUCAAAGAAGGUAUUCAAAGACCUGGACCAAAGCACUGCUCCAGUACACAUAUAGCAGCCAAAUCUCUGGGCCAUACUCUGGUGACAGUGAGUGUGACUGAAUAUGAAGAGGACUUGGAGAGCAGUGCCACAUUUGCUGCUUAUGAACCCCUAAAGGCUCUAAACCCCGUGGAAGUGGCAUUGGUGACAUGGCAGUCUGUGAAGGAAAUGGUAUUUGAAGGGGGCCCUCAUCCCUGGAUCUUGGAGCCCUCCCUAUUUUUUUUGGAACUGAGCGUGGAGAAGAUGGAGAAGAUCGAAAUAACACAAGUCCGGCUGCCAGCUAAGAAAAAACAGAACCAGUACAUCUACCGGGUCCUGUGCCUGGACUUAGGGGAACAAGUUCUCACGUUCCGAAUUGGAAAUCACCCAGGUGUCCUGAAUCCUUGUCCAGCUAUAGAGGUUGUGCAGGUGCGCUUCUUAUGUGCCCACCCUGCCAGUAUGUCAGUAACCCCGGUAUACAAGGUGCCAGCUGGUGCCCAGCCAUGUCCUCUGCCACAGCACAACAAACAACUGAUUCCUAUAUCAAGCCUGAGGGACACAGUACUGGAACUGGCAGUGUUUGAUCAACACAGAAGAAAGUUUGAUAAUUUCAGUUCACUAAUGCUAGAAUGGAAAUCCUCUAAUGAAACACUAGCCCAUUUUGAAGAUUAUAAGACAGCAGAGAUGGUAGCAAAAGAUGAUGGCAAUGGACAAACUCGGUUACAUGGUCAUCAGGUCCUUAAAGUACAUCAAAUAAAAGGGACCGUACUAAUUGGAGUCAAUUUUGUGGGCUAUUUAGAGAAGAAAAGCCCCAAGGAAAUUUCCAACUUGCCCAGAUCUGCAGCUGUGGAGCUGCUCCUGGUGGAUGAUGUGACUGUACUUCCUGAGAAUGCCACCAUCUAUAACCACCCUGAUGUUAAGGAAACAUUUAGCCUUGUGGAAGGAUCUGGUUAUUUUUUAGUCAAUAGCAGUGAGCAGGAUAUUGUUACCAUCAUUUACAUGGAAGCAGAAAGUGCUAUCCAGUUAGUUCCAGUACAUCCUGGAUUUCUCACUUUGGAAGUAUAUGAUCUUUGUUUGGCUUUCUUGGGUCCAGCAACGGCCCAUCUCAGCGUGUCAGACAUACAAGAGCUGGAGCUUGAUCUUAUUGAUAAGGUUGAGAUCAGCAAAACUGUAUUAGUGACUGUGCGGGUUCUUGGCUCUUCCAAACGUCCAUUCCAAAAUAAAUACUUCAGAAACAUGGGGCUCAAGCUACAGCUGGCUUCUGCCAUUGUCACCCUAACGCUAAUAGAGGAACAGGACAAAUAUUCUGAAAACUACAUCCUUCGAGCUGUCACUAUUGGGCAAACCACACUUGUAGCUAUUGCCAGGGACAAGAUGGGGAGAAGAUACACAUCAGUUCCUCGACAAAUUGAAGUGUUUCCUCCAUUCAGACUUGUUCCAGACAAAAUGACGCUAAUUCCAACUAACAUGAUGCAGGUAACGUCUGAAGGUGGCCCACAGCCCCAGUCUGUCAUUCACUUCUCCAUCAGUAAUCAGACCGUGGCUGUUGUUGAUAGGAGGGGACAAAUUACAGGGAAGGUGGUUGGCACAGCUGUGGUCCAUGGCACCAUCCAGACAGUAAAUGAAGACACUGGCAAGGUCAUUGUCUUUUCCCAGGAUGAAGUACAUAUUGAGGUUGUCCAGCUAAGAGCUAUUCGGAUCCUUGCAGCUACGACUAGACUUAUCACAGCUACUGAGAUGCCAGUUUAUGUCAUGGGAGUGACCAGUACCCAGACCCCUUUCUCCUUUAGCAAUGCUGACCCUGGGCUCACAUUCCACUGGUCCAUGAGCAAAAGGGACGUUUUAGAUUUAGUGCCCCGACAUUCAGAGGUUUUCUUACAGCUCCCACUAGAGAAUAACUUUGCCAUGGUUGUCCACACAAAAGCAGCUGGACGGACCAGUAUUAAAGUCACUGUUCGCUGUACGAACAGUUCCUCUGAGCAGUUUGAGGGGAAUUUCUUGGAACUGUCUGAUGAAGUUCAGAUCCUGGUGUUUGAAAAACUCCAACUUUUCUAUCCAGAGUGCCAGCCUGAGCAGAUUCUGAUGCCUAUGAACUCUCAGCUCAAACUCCAUACCAAUAGGGACGGAGCUGCCUUUGUGAGUUCUCGUGUUCUCAAGUGUUUCCCUAAUUCGUCAGUCAUUGAGGAGGAUGGUGAAGGGCUCCUAAAAGCUGGUUCCAUUGCAGGUACUGCCGUGUUGGAAGUCACUUCUAUUGAACCUUUUGGUAUCAACCAAACAACAAUAACUGGGAUUCAGGUAGCACCAGUGACAUACCUGCGAUUGAGCAGCCAGCCCAAGCUAUACACAGCCCAAGGAAGGACCUUGUCAGCCUUUCCCUUGGGCAUGUCUCUCACCUUCAUUGUCCAGUUUUAUAAUAGCAUCGGAGAGAAAUUCCAUACACAUAAUACCCAGCUUUAUCUGGCUCUGAACAGGGAUGACUUGCUGCUUAUUGGACCAGGGAAUAGGAACUAUACUUACAUGGCCCAGGCUGUGAACAGAGGGGUAACACUUGUGGGGCUAUGGGACCGGAGGCAUCCAGGCAUGGCAGAUUAUAUCCCUGUUGCUGUAGAGCAUGCCAUUGAGCCAGACACCAAGCUAACCUUCGUUGGAGAUGUCAUCUGCUUCAGCACUCACCUCGUCAGCCAGCAUGGUGAACCUGGGAUGUGGAUGAUUUCCGCUAACCAUGUUCUACAGACAGAUACUAUCACUGGAGUAGGAGUGGCUAGGAGUCCAGGAACUGCAACAAUUUUUUAUGACAUCCCAGGAGUAGUGAAAACAUAUCGAGAGGUAGUGGUCAAUGCAUCAUCAAGAUUAAUGCUCAGUUAUGACCUCAAGACUUACCUCACCAAUACACCCAAUUCAACUGUAUUCAAGCUCUUUAUCACAACUGGCAGAAGCAGUAUCAAUCUUAAAGGAUUCUGUACCUCAAACCAGGCCUCAGCCAUUAAAAAAGAACUUCUUCCAGAGACCCUCAUGCUGUGCCAUGUACAAUUCAGUAACACUUUACUAGACAUUCCAGCAAGUAAAAUCUUUCAUGUCCAUUCUGAUUUCAGCAUGGAGAAAGGGAUUUAUGUCUGCCUAAUCAAGGUUCGACUACAAUCAGAGGAGCUUCUCCAGGCCCUGAGCAUGGCUGACACCUCAGUAUAUGGGUGGGCCACUCUGGUCAGUGAACGCAGCAAGAAUGGAAUGCAAAGAAUCCUCAUUCCUUUCAUUCCUGGCUUUUAUAUUAACCAAUCAGAACUGGUUCUUAGCCACAAGGAUGACAUCGGUGAGAUAAGAAUACUGGGAGUGGAUAGAGUUCUUGAGAAGCUAAAGGUCUUCUCUAGCUCUCCACUUCUAGUAGUCUCUAGCCGUAGGCACUCUCCCCUUACUCCUGGCCUGGCCGUCUACUCUGUAAGAGGGGUCAACUUCACUUCCUUCCAGCAGUCAGCAUCACCUGUUUUCAUCAACAUUUCCUGUAUGCUUACCAGUCAAACUGAGACAGUGACAGUGAGAGUUACGAAGGAUAAGUCAAGUGCAGAUCAAUAUGAAGAUUCAACCAUCUUCAAGCAAUUCAUUGGUUCUUACCAGAUCCUCCUCUUUACCCUUUUUGCAGUGUUGGCAUCAACAGCUUUCAUCUUUCUAGCAUACAAUGCCUUCCUCAACAAGAUACAGACUGUUCCAAUUGUAUAUGUACCAACUCCAGGACCACAGUCAGGUUCUUACACUUCCACAUAUUCUCCCCCUCCUUUCAUGAAUCCACAAGUCCCACUGGCCCAGAGUCGACUACAACAUUGGUUAUGGAGUAUAAGGCACUAACUCACGCUUAGACAAGUCCCCUUUAACUGCAGAGGAAUGGUGAUUUCUAGCUCUGAAAAAGGAACCUAGCGGUAAUCUCUAUGCUAAGCCUCUAAAAACAAGGCUUCUGGGAACUGUAAAUAAAGGACCCUAAGCGGUUUUAUUUUUUAAUUAAAGUAAUGUGUUGGAUUGUGUUGUAAAGAUUCAUUGUCUGUUCUUAACAAAACACGAAGAGAAAAAUCUCAUGUAUGCAGUAUCCCAGUUUAAAAAUCAA